AUGUCUUCGAUCCAGCAAACGUACCCUCUGUAUAUCGACGAUUUGACGAAACGCCAUUUGAGUCAACUCAUGGAAGUGCUGACCAUCGACAGCUUCCCCCCAGAGGGAGGCACCUCGGUGGAAGGGCGGAUCAAGGAGGCAAUCAAAAAGCUUCCCUGGGAUCUGCGCCGUCAAGCCUUCAUUCGGAUUGUGCCAAACGCCGUCAUUCAACCGGCCAUCCUGUGCGAGCCACACACCGGCAUGAACCCUUACGUGAUCAACGACGUUUUUAUCCUGAUCAAACGCGAGGUGACCGAGCAUUUGAGAUGUCUCAAGCGAUACACCGGCGAGAUCGACCCUGAGCUCAGGCUAAUACUGACCGAGCUUAAAGGGAUGAGGGGUUUAUGGCGCAGUGAUCCAAAUUUGAAGUCGUAUCUGCAGUACAUGAAAGUCUCUUAUCAGCAUAGCAGCUGCGAGGCAUGCAUGCUGGUGAAGAUCAUCGAAACACCGGUCUGGCUGCAAAACCUCCGCACGACCCUGUUGAGCCGCACAAGAACGCGAGCCAAGCCCCAGAAGCCUCACCGACCACCGCAGCUUCUGAGGUUCGUCGACCGGAGUAUUGAAACGCACCCCGAUCUCGUUACCGACAUGUUCUAUAAGAGUGGUCAAAUAGCGUACGGCCUAAAGGCCGUGAGAAAGCUGGCGGUCCAGCAAAAUAGACAAGCCUGCAAAGGUAAAGACCACGAGGAUGACAAGCGUGAAGAUGAACAAAUGCCUGACGACAAGCAUAGAAAACGCCAAACCAUUGUCGUUUACUGGGGCCAAGAGGCGAGGGAGCAGUUGGGAACGGCGGAAACAUUAAGCAGCCCAACCGCUGUCGAAACGGCAAACUCAACGACUGCUGUGGAGGAUGACGACAUAUUGCAAGCCAUGCACGGCAAAACGACACCCGGAGAGAUGACGGCCAGAAAGAUGACACCCAGCGAGGCUCUUAUCAACGAGAUCAUCGCAGAAUAUGCCGGGCUAACAGGAACUACAAACAUGGAGGACGCACGACAGAGUUUGUUGGUCUUGGAGCCUGAUGUGGCCCCUCCCACUCCACUGUCUGUCACCAAACCGGGCACGAGAAGUCCCUCGACGGUUUCUCCCACCAGCCCGUAUGCCAGCCCCUAUGCCAGCCCCUAUUCCACCAGUUCACCUGCCACCAGCCCGUGUGUCACCAGUCCUUAUUAUGGGACUGAACCGCUCAAGCCCUCUUUUGCACGCGACAGUAGCAUAGGAGGAAUGAAAAGCAAAUUUUCCACUACGCGAGACACCAUCAAUUGGAGAAAGGUCAUCCAUAAGUCCAGCCCUCUGGACAAUCUCUCUUCACGCGCCGCCUCAGCCUUCCGUGACAUCAACGGAACCACUGAGCGCAUUGCGUUUGAAUACCGAGAUCUUCUCAGUCCGCAAGAAAAGUACGAAUACUCUGACUCGGAGUAUUCGUUCUCACCAACUGAGGAACGUCCUCGGCCAAAUACCACCUGGGAAGAUAUCUGUGAGAAUAUGAACAUCGAGCAACCCCGUCCUCAGCUUAAAGAAACCAAGAGAGGAAAGGGACUGUUGAGGAUGCUUAAGAAGACAACUCGCCCCGAGGUGGACAGGACGUGA
This is a messenger RNA of Aspergillus affinis, 1629 nucleotides long. RefSeq lists its product as uncharacterized. The record is from RefSeq and is a predicted model, not a curated record. NCBI's taxonomy places the organism in Eukaryota, Fungi, Ascomycota, Eurotiomycetes, Eurotiales, Aspergillaceae. The coding region runs from base 1 to 1629 and encodes 542 amino acids. The transcript has a single exon.